AUGUUCCUUCGCUCCGUGUCUCGCGCUGCUCCUCGCAGCUCGGUUGUGCCCACCACUGCCACUCGUUCCUUCCGCGCCGUCCCCGGUCCCCUGUCUUGCCUGAACGCCCGUCCUCAGGCUGAGAAGAAGGCCGUCGCUCCCCAGCAGACCCGCGCCGCCUCCGAGCAUGCCAUCGCCAAUCCCACACUCGCCGGUAUCGAGAAGCGCUGGGAGGCUCUCCCUCCCCAGGAGCAGGCCGAUCUGUGGAUGCAGCUCCGGGACCGCAUGAAGGUCGACUGGCACCAGAUGACCCUGCAGGAGAAGAAGGCUGGUAAGGCAUUUCCACGAUGA
Molecule: messenger RNA, 330 nt
Organism: Aspergillus melleus
Lineage: Eukaryota; Fungi; Ascomycota; Eurotiomycetes; Eurotiales; Aspergillaceae
Product: Cytochrome c oxidase subunit 5B, mitochondrial
Exons: 1
Coding region: 1-330 (109 amino acids)
Biological process (GO): mitochondrial electron transport, cytochrome c to oxygen
Source: RefSeq, a predicted model, not a curated record